AUUUACUCUCAAGACGGAUUGCAGGAGAAUGACAAGAUACCUUCUCUGCCCGGCCAGCCAGCAAAUGUAACUUUUGCACAGUAUUCGGGCUAUGUGACAGUGGAUUCAAAGGCAGGAAGAGCUUUGUUUUACUAUUUUGCAGAGGCUGACAAAGACCCAUCUACUAAGCCUCUCCUCCUCUGGCUUAAUGGAGGGCCAGGAUGCUCAUCGUUUGGAGUGGGUGCAAUGACUGAGCUUGGACCCUUUCGUGUUAAGCCUGAUGGAGCCACUCUUUAUAGUAAUCCCUAUGCGUGGAACCAAGUGGCGAACCUCUUGUUUUUGGAAUCACCUGCUGGGGUUGGGUAUUCAUACUCAAAUACCACCUCUGAUUAUGAGAAAUCCAGCGAUAACAACACUGCUGUGGAUUCGUACACGUUUCUACUGAAUUGGUUUGAAAGGUUUCCGCAAUAUAAGAACAGAGAAUUCUAUAUCGCAGGGGAAAGCUAUGCUGGGUACUAUAUCCCUGAAUUGACAGACACGAUUCUUAAGAAUAACAACUCUCAGACAUCUUUUAUAAAUCUCAAAGGGGUUAUGAUUGGAAAUGGACUAAUAAACGACGAGACAGAUAGUUGUGGUGUGGUUGAUUAUAAGUGGUCUCAUGCAUUAAUGUCAGAUGAAGACUAUGCAAAUGAGCGUUGUAGUGCAUCUAAUUCAAGACAUCAAACUCAAAGUCAUACACUUCCUUCUCGUUUAAUUUCUGAUGGGGGAGAGAUAAACCCCUAUAACAUAUAUGCACCACUUUGUCCUUCCCAUCCUGACCCCAUAUGGAGCAAUACUUUAAGAUCUACUUUUACUGAUGCAUCUAUAGAUGGAUUUGAUCCAUGUACUCCUGGUUACGCACAAACAUAUCUUAACACACAUGCAGUGCAAAGUGCUCUUCAUGCAAAUGUGACAGGAUUACCUUAUCCAUGGGAGGAAUGCAGUAUUCCAAUAAAUUUAGUAUACGACAGAUCUACAACAACGGUGGUUCCAAUAUAUCAAAGAAUGAUAACAUCAGGAUUGAGAAUACUGGUGUUCAGUGGUGAUGUGGAUUCAAUAGUCCCAGUGACUAGCACAAGAUAUUCUAUUAAUGUAUUAAAGCUUUCAAUUGAGAAAGAAUGGUAUCCAUGGAUGGAUGGAGAUAUUAAUGUGGGGGGUUUUAGUGUGAUUUACAAAGGUUUGAUAUUUGCAACUGUUAGAGGAGCCGGACAUGAAGUGCCUAGCUAUCAACCAUCUAGAGCCUUGACUAUGGCCAAAUUCUUUUUGGCUAACAAGCCUCUACCAUCAUAG
Cryptomeria japonica (Japanese cedar) is the source of this 1308-nucleotide messenger RNA. RefSeq names its product serine carboxypeptidase-like 26. The coding region runs from base 226 to 1308 and encodes 360 amino acids. NCBI's taxonomy places the organism in Eukaryota, Viridiplantae, Streptophyta, Pinopsida, Cupressales, Cupressaceae. Gene Ontology annotation, biological process: proteolysis. The transcript has 9 exons. The record is from RefSeq and is a predicted model, not a curated record. Gene Ontology annotation, cellular component: vacuole. Gene Ontology annotation, molecular function: serine-type carboxypeptidase activity.